This is a messenger RNA of Rubroshorea leprosula, 1738 nucleotides long. The record is from the annotation of a GenBank genome assembly. NCBI's taxonomy places the organism in Eukaryota, Viridiplantae, Streptophyta, Magnoliopsida, Malvales, Dipterocarpaceae.
AAGAAAAUAUUGAAGCUUUUAGGGGCCCUCGCACACUCGAUGUUGUAGUUGGUGGUGGGGUUCAAGGUGAAGGACAUAGUAAAGGUUUAAGGUAUGAGGAUGCUAUGAUUAAAAAUGUUUACUACAAAAGAAUGUUAGCAAGCAUGCCUAGGCAUUUAAAGUCUUUGGUAGGUGAUGAUAGUAUUAGGGAUAUUAUGAGGAUUGUCAAAAAAGAGGUGAUAUGUGAGUUUUAUGUGCACCAUGAGAUUAAUUUUGCUAAAAUUGCUCCUCUAGCAAUAGAUGAAGAACCAAAUCCUAUUGAUGGUAGUGACAAAGAUGAUGAUGAAGCCAUUGGUGUGAAGGGUGCUACAAGGUCUCUAAGGAGACCAACAAAAGGAUUAGAAGUUCCUCCAAGUUUUCCAACACCAAAAACUGGGGUUAGGAACAAAACUGUUGCAAAGAAACCUACUCUUAGAUAUACUCUUAGAUCUACUUCCACAAAGAAAGCAAUAGAUCCAACCUUAACCUCUACAAGGCAAAAGGGUUCCACAGAUCCUAUUGAGAAGUCUAGAAGGAGAAAGGAAAAGGCAAAGCUUGUAGAGAAGAGGUAUAAAACAUUGCCACAAAGUAGGGAGUCUUAUAAAGAGAAAGACUUAACCCUUAAAAAAGUGAAAAAAGGAGAUCCAGUACAUCCAUCCCAAUCAGUUCCAGUUGAUAAUGAUGAUGAGGGCAUAUACAGUGAUAAUGAUGAGAGAGAUAGUGAAUAUGCUUCAAGUGAUGAUGCUAGCAAGUUGAGGGACUCAUCAAUAGAUUCUGAAGAUGAUAUUUUUUCUACUCCUAAAGUAGCAGAUAGACAAAGAAAAGCUACAAAUGUCUACUUCAAUCCUGCUCGAGAGGUUGGUUUGUGCAAUUGGGAGAUUUAUGCUUCAUUUGAGAAGAGGGACAACAGUUUCAAGGUAAAGACUUACUACCCUAAACACACUUGCUUUAGAAAUCCUAACAACAAGAUGAUGACUUAUGAGAUGGUGGCUAAGUACUUCAAAAGUAGAAUUUAUGCCAUUCCUUUCAUUAAAUGUAAAGACAUGAUGCUAUUUGCUUAUAAUGAGCUUAGGGGAAUAUGCAAGGGUAUACUGUUAUCUACUGUUGGUAGAGAUGGAAAUAAUCAGAUGAACCCAAUUGCAUGGGUUGUCGUUAAGUCAGAAAACAAUGAUUCUUGGAAAUGGUUCAUGGAAAAGCUUACACAUGAUUUAGAGUUGAGCGAUGGACAAGGUUAUACCAUGAUUUCUGAUAGACAUCCAGGCAUUAUUAAUGCAAAGGCAGAGGUAUUAGCAUUGAUAGUGCAUAAAUGUUGUGCAAGGCACCUUUACUGUAAUCUUGCAAGGCGAAAUAAAGGUGAUGAUAUCAAGCUUGCAUUUUGGUUGGCAGGUAAGGCAACCAAUGAGUUCAACUAUUUGGACAAAAUGGAUGCUUUGAGGGCAUUGUCUAAGGAGGCUUAUGCUAAAUUGCUUGGUAACUUCUAGUGUAAGGCCUUUUUUUAUGAGCAUUGUAAGUCUGAUGUGGUUGAUAAUAAUAUAUGUGAGAUUUUUAAUUCAUGGAUUUUGGGUGCAAGAUGCAAGGCUAUUAUUUCAAUGUUUAGGACUUUAAUUGACUGGCUCAUGGAGAGAUUCAAAGACAAAAAGUUGUUUGUUGAUACAUGGGCAACUAAUAUUGCACCUAUAGUUCUAAAGAAGAUGAGUGAUAAUAAUAACCUGUCAAUUCA